AUGUCGAUAGCUCCCAUCAUCACCUUCAAAGCAGGUAUCUGCGACUUCGAUAGCUCCUCCUCCCCCGCCAACGUGAAGCCCAAGCCGACUCCAGGCUACAUCUAUCUCUACUCGGAAGAUGAGCUGAUGCACUUCUGCUGGCGCCCUCGCAGCGCCUCCCUCGAUGAGCCCGAACUUGAUCUGGUCAUGAUCCCCUCAGAUGGAAGUUUUACCCCUUACAAACCUGCCGGAAAGGAUGCUACGAAUGGGCGAGUAUUUGUGUUGAAGUUCUCCUCCAGCUCCCAGCGGUAUCUCUUCUGGUUGCAGUCUCGGUCCCAACACGAGAGUGGUGACCCGAGCUGGUUCAGCCCUCGGGACCUAAAGCUGGGUGAGAUUGUGAAUGUCCUGCUGCAGGGCGAGGAUGUGGAUGUGGAGCACGAGAUCGCCAACCUUCCCCGACGACCCUCUGGCGGCGACGACGACGAGACCAUGGAAGACGUGGAAGGAGCAGACCAUGACCCGACCCACAACCACGGCGGAAGCAGUGGUGGAGCUGGUCCGGAUGCGACAGGAGGUGAUGUCCGCGAGGAGGGACAGGAAUCGCGAGAAGGCGGUGCCGAUGGUGGACGAGCUGCUUCUUCAGGUGACCCAUCAUCGGUAGUUCAAGACUUUUUGCGGUCCCUGGGCGGUGGCCAGCAAAGCCAAGGCCAAUCCCAGGACCCCGAACGACCAUCUACGACCCUCCAAGACUUGCUUACGCCCCCAACUUCUUUGCCCUUCAUUGAGACCGCCGACGAUACUACCGUUGAUCACCUUCUGAGCUUCCUCCCAUCCGCACUACUUCUGCUAGCCCAGGGCAAUGCUGAGGCAGCAGAAGCUGAGACCGAUCCCGAACUCGCCCAGGCGGCUCUUCUCUCUCUUGACCUCUCCCAAAAGAAAGAUAUUCUUCGCCGUGUGCUCCGAUCCCCCCAAUUCAUGCAAAGUUUGGCUAGUCUCACCGUGGCCCUCCGAGACGGCGGGCUUCCCAGUAUUAGCGAAGCCCUGCAGAUUCCCGUAGCUAAUGGCGGAUUUAUGCGGCGUGGCGGGGUGCCUCUUGGUGGGGGCGACGCUGUGGAAGCGUUCCUGGACGGCGUUCGGCAACAUGUUAAGAAAGACCAGUCGGGUCAAAUGGAAACGGAUUGA
This is a messenger RNA of Penicillium canariense, 1161 nucleotides long. RefSeq lists its product as uncharacterized. Lineage: Eukaryota; Fungi; Ascomycota; Eurotiomycetes; Eurotiales; Aspergillaceae. The transcript has 3 exons. Gene Ontology annotation, cellular component: cytoplasm; proteasome regulatory particle, lid subcomplex; nucleus. Gene Ontology annotation, biological process: ubiquitin-dependent protein catabolic process. Gene Ontology annotation, molecular function: ubiquitin binding; endopeptidase activator activity; proteasome binding. Bases 1 to 1161 code for a protein of 386 amino acids. The record is from RefSeq and is a predicted model, not a curated record.